Molecule: messenger RNA, 1702 nt
Organism: Daktulosphaira vitifoliae (grape phylloxera)
Lineage: Eukaryota; Metazoa; Arthropoda; Insecta; Hemiptera; Phylloxeridae
Exons: 2
Coding region: 1012-1491 (159 amino acids)
Source: RefSeq, a predicted model, not a curated record
AUUUCAUAAAAUAUAUUUUAAUUUUUAUGGAAUUUUAUUCAUAAAUUAUAAUAGUGUUGUAUCCAUAAAACUGGCUUUAGUAUCCAGUAUAGUUUCGUUUUCAAACUCGAUUUUAAAAUCUUUACUUUUAUCAAAACUAUAAAAGUAAACAAUUAUUGUUUCAAACAAUUUUCAUAUUAAUCUAAUGAAUUAUAAAAAUAUGUUUUAUUAGAUAUGACAAUGCACGCGUAAAAAGUGCGCACGAUUCCCGCAAGUCAGUAAUAUCCCAAAUUAGUUUUAAAAAAAUGUUUUAUUAUAAUUUUGACAAUUAACCAUACUAAUCAAGUAUAUUUAUAUUAAGAAUAACAAAAUUAUGUUAGUAUGGUAUCGUAUGUUAGUGUGAUCCUUAAUUUUCAAUAUUAGAUUUUUAUCAGUCAUUAUUAUUUAUUUCAAUAUCUCUAUUGUAUAAUUUAAAAACAAACUGUUUACCAGCGGAAAUAUAACUUAAUUAUUCAAUAAAUAUAGUAAAUACUAGUUAAAAAAAUUGAAUCAAAAAUAUGGAGUAAAUUAUGAACUCUUUAAAGUUUAAAAUAGUUUUUAGCUUCAAUGCGAAGCUGAGAAGAUAUUGGUUUUACUAAGAUGUGUUUUUUUUUUUUUGUGUCUGUUACCACUUUUUCUCAGCUAUCACCAAACUGAUUUCUUUCAAUGAUACGUCAAAAGAUCACAAAUUUUAUCUAAUCGAAGAAAUUACCCUCAAAAAUUUAAAAAAUUUCCCCCUUUCACCGUAAAUGGAGUAACCUCCAAAACAAUUACAAAUUAAAAAAUCGUUAAUUUUCGAAAUUUGUUCGGUCGUGAUGAAACAGUUUGGUAGUUUUCAUCUCUUCAACAAGAGCGCGACAUGUCACAACUGGUUUAUCUGUUGGGGUAGUGUGUAACAGUGGUCGUGAAGGAUUCAUUCGUGCUCAAUUAGUCGGCCGUUUCGGUUAUAUCGACGCCAGGUAUUUUUGGGUCGAGUAUUGCCUUGUCGCCACAAUGUUCAAUUUGAGUUGCUCAACGGCUUGUUAUAUGUUACGGUGUUUUUUUGUUGUUGCCUUCCCUGCAUCUGAAGUGUCACAAUGUUCAUCACCUUCAAACGGCAGUGGGGCAAUUAAUAUUUUCAAUCCAUUAAUAACUUGUAUGAGAAAUGCACUACAUUUUUUCAAUUACUCAACGCCUGUUCUUACAGUUUUAAAUAAAUUAAUGAAGUGGCAAUCAAAAAUUAAAAAUACUGAAGAAAUAGUUGACAUUAAUACUGCUGAAAAUGAAAGUAAGGAACUCAUUGACUUUAAUAUUUUUGACGAAAAUUAUUUAAGUUUUAAUCGAAAAGUUCUCAAUAAGUAUAAUACGGAAAAACACAAUAAUAUAUUCGGCUGUUUCAACAUACGCCACAAAGAUUUAAAAGAGAAUAUUGCAAAGGGUGUACAGAAAUUUUGUAUAGAUUUAGGCUUUGAUGGCUUUGAUGUUAAAAAAUAAAUAGCAUCAUUUUACUCCAAUAAUGUACAUAUAUAUUAUCUUAUCCGUGAAAUUGUCUUGAUUACUGGUUAUACUAUAUUUUUCAUAAUACUGGCUUAUUUUAAGAUAACUAAUUAGCAAACCUUUAAAAUAAAUAAAAUCUAUUAUGAAAAAUGUAAAUUUAUUAAAUCAGUUAUAGUGUAAUACUUUCUAUUUUAGAGUGAAAUUAUUU